GAAUUUUUUUGCUGAUGCUUUCAAAGUCGAUGAUUAAUAUUCUAGUAACUUAUUCAAAUUUAUUAUUCAUAUCACAAUGCGAGUACGAAUGGAGCAUUGGCAGCUGCUAUUAGAGCUUUGUGACAGGAACCCGGAAUUAAUAACAAACAAAUUUAAUGGGCCUGAAGGAAAAGCUAAGGGACAUGCCCUUUGGAAAACAGUUACAUCCAAAUUGAACAGUUUGGGAUACGGAGAAAAACCUAUGGAAGGCUGGCGAAAGGCACUGACAGAUUGGAAAUCGAAGACAAAAUCAAAGGCAGCUGCAAUUAAAAGAGAAAUGCAGAAAACUGGUGGAGGAAGAAAUGCAAAAAAAAGUUUUGGGUGCAAGACUGAGUCUGGGCAAGCAGUCGAAUUGAGAAACAAAACCCCAAUAGAUACUUCUGAUAGCAUUCCAGUCACCCAAAAUAAGCCCCAAAACCAAGUUCAUGAUUAUGGACAAGGGAGUGGCAAAGAAAAUGAUUGCAUUGAAGAUAAUGAAGAUGGCGAUGCAGAGCAGAGGACUGUUAAAAAAACAAAACUUGUCUCAGCUACAAAAUCUAUUAGACUAAGACCCCAGCAAACCCUUCAUCUAUCGAGUGAACUAAUACAGUUGAAUAGAGAAACUGUGGAGAUGUUUAAAAUCCUAAAUGCAAAUACUGAAAGUAUUGCAAAUAAUACUGAGAGAAUAGUAAGCAAUACCCAAAGUAUUGCAUCUUCUCUAAAUAUAAUUGCAAAUGUUUUGCAGAAAUAAUGGAUCAAUAAUUAUGGUUUCUUUCAUUUCAAACCUAUGAAUAAAUUAUGCAACCUUAUGUUUGUCCAGUUCCUACCUAUACAUACCGGGUGACAAUGAAACUACUACCCACGGCGGCAUUUCUUAACGGCUCGAGAUAGAAUUAUGCAACUCGGUUUGUUGACAGGGUUUAUAAAAAGAAUUGAAUGUCUUUUCCGGUUUCACCGGAGAUGGCAUUGACUUUGUUAUUUUAAAUGGGACACCCUGUAUGUAACUUUCGUCUAACAUACCCUAUGUCAAAAAUUCAUAGUUUUUGAAAUAGAGUGGCUCAAAAAUAUGUCGUAAUUCCUAUUGGUUUGUAUUUUACGUAAAAACUGCCUUUUCCGGUAAAACCGGAAAAGACAUUCAAUUGUUUUCGUAUUAAAAUUGUUCACAAUUUUUAACCCUAUCAACAUACCAAGUUGCAUAUUUCUAUAUCUCUAGCCGUUAAGAAAUGC
Ceutorhynchus assimilis (cabbage seed weevil) is the source of this 1245-nucleotide messenger RNA. The record is from the annotation of a GenBank genome assembly. Lineage: Eukaryota; Metazoa; Arthropoda; Insecta; Coleoptera; Curculionidae.